Drosophila grimshawi is the source of this 1904-nucleotide messenger RNA. RefSeq names its product protein mab-21-like. The transcript is spliced from 3 exons. The coding region runs from base 736 to 1842 and encodes 368 amino acids. Lineage: Eukaryota; Metazoa; Arthropoda; Insecta; Diptera; Drosophilidae. The record is from RefSeq and is a predicted model, not a curated record.
GCGUUUUUACUUUUUUAUUUUUUUAUUUGUUUUUGCGUAUCUGUUCGCUUGAAUCGCAGUAUCGAGUGUUUUGUUGGCAUCGCAUUCGACAGGCACGGCACGACAAGAGGACAAGACACGACUCCGACUCCAACUCCAGAUCCAGCUCCGACUUCGACUUUGACUUGGAGUUCGACUUGGACUUGGACUCCGAGUCUGAUUCGCGGCUUGCGGAUAAUGCAUAACGCAUAACGCAAUCGCAAUCGUUUGCUAAUCCGCCUGAUUUUCGCAAGCAGAUACAGAUACAGCUACAGCUACAGCUACAGAUGAAUCCCACUCCAGAGAUAGAUACGCGAAACUGAAAACUGAAAACAGAAAACAGAAAAAAAAGAGGCGAUUUCGUUGUGCUCCAGUUGGCUGUUGCUAACCCAUUGUUGCCACUUUGGGCUGUCAGCCGUAACUCACAAUUGAAUUGUUCCUUUGUCUUCUGUGUGUAUUGUGUGUCGCCUAUAUAGUGCCUCCUUCCUUCUCCAGCAUCUCCUGCAUCUCCGCCAUCUCCUUUAUCUCCUUCAGCUCCUACUCCUUUAACUGACUACCCCGUUUCCGAUUUUGGUUAACGCUUGCAGUUUCAAAUAAUUGGCAUACGCCUGACGUCUGUCCACGUUUGUAGUUUGCCGCCUAGAUCCGCAUACGGAUUUCAACUGGGAAUUGAGCUGGGAAUCAGGCAUCGCUAUCAACGCUAUCAUCGUUAGCAUUAUGCUGGUGCCGCCGGACAUGUUGGCCGCCCAGACGAGCAUGAUUUACCAGCUGAAUCGCUUCUGUGCGGAACGCGUCCAAGCUCGCAUCUUCAAGACGGCAACAGCAAUCCGAGAGAUCUGUAAGAUUGUCCAGGCCAUACUGAAGGAGGUGGAACUGCAGGAACCGCGCCUCAUUUCCAGCCUGGUCGAGUGCAAUGGCAGGUUCGAGGGCGUUGAGGUUAUAUCGCCGAAUGAGUUCGAGAUCGUGCUCUACCUCAACCAGAUGGGUGUCUUUAACUUCGUCGACGAUGGCACCUUGCCGGGCUGUGCGGUGCUCAAGCUGAGCGAUGGACGCAAGCGAUCCAUGUCGUUGUGGGUGGAGUUCAUAACGGCUUCGGGUUAUUUGUCGGCGCGAAAGAUACGCUCCAGAUUCCAGACGCUGGUGGCUCAGGCGUGCGACAAGUGCAUCUAUCGGGACAUGGUGAAGAUGGUCGGCGACACCAGCGAGGUGAAGUUGCGCAUUCGGGAGCGUUAUGUUGUGCAAAUAACGCCGGCAUUCAAAUGCUCCGGCAUUUGGCCACGUUCGGCAGCGCAUUGGCCUCUGGCCCAUAUACCCUGGCCGCAUCCGAAUCUCGUUGGAGAGGUGAAGACGGAGGGAUUCGAUCUGUUGUCCAAGGAGAGCGUCAUCAUGCAGAACAAGAACAGUAAUGCGGCUAGCAUGGAGGGCGAUGCUUGGACACUGAGCUUCUUUGAGGCCGAGAAUCGAUUGCUGCAAGGUGGCUGCCGUCGUCGCUGCCUGAGCAUAUUGAAGACGCUGCGUGAUCGUCACUUGGAACUGCCCGGCAAUCCCAUCCAGGCGUAUCAUCUGAAGAAUCUGCUGCUCUACGAGUGCGAGAAGCAUCCGCGCGACAUUGAGUGGGACGAGUGCUGCAUUGCGGACCGUUUGAAUGGCAUAUUCCUGCAGCUAAUCUCCUGUCUGCAAUACCGUCGCUGUCCCCACUACUUCCUGCCCAGCCUCGACAUGUUCAAGGGCAAAACACCCAGCGCCUUGGAGCAGGCCGCCAAGCAGGUCUGGCGAUUGACCCGUGAGAUGCUCACCAAUGCCAAUGCCUUUGAAAAGUUGUAAACUAAAUAACUAACACAUUGUGCGACAGAGACAGACAGUGUGAGAGAGAGAGAGAGUGUGUG